Messenger RNA from Pestalotiopsis fici W106-1, 1785 nucleotides. RefSeq lists its product as uncharacterized. The coding region runs from base 1 to 1785 and encodes 594 amino acids. Lineage: Eukaryota; Fungi; Ascomycota; Sordariomycetes; Amphisphaeriales; Sporocadaceae. The transcript has 2 exons. The record is from RefSeq and is a predicted model, not a curated record.
AUGGCGUACACUUUUAGUCCGUUGACGAACGAACGGUCCGUACGGAUGUUGAUCUUGGCCCCUGGGUCCAACGAUGACGUCCUUAGAGGUCAUUUAGAAGUUGUUGCUAUUGACAUUCUCGGGUCCUACGAAGCCAUAUCCUACGUGUGGGGCGGCUCGAACGAGAGACGCACCUUCGUUUGUGAAGGGUUGCCACUGUCCCUGACUACGAGUUUGUACCUAGCCCUGACGCGGCUGCGGCUGAAAGAUCGCACUCGUAGGCUAUGGGCAGAUCAAAUUUGCAUUGAUCAAGAGAAUCUGGAGGAAAGAGGGCAGCAGGUUCAGUUUAUGAAUCGGAUCUACCGUAGUGCUAGCCAUGUACUAGUCUGGCUAGGCCAGGACCAUAACCGCGCGGCUGCCACUUCCUUCAAACUCUUCAGAGACCUUUCCGAGAUCCAUCACAAUAAGGAAACGCAAGAAAAGACUGACUUGGAGUACCUGGAGCAUCAUGAAUAUCAGAGCGAGGCGGUAUGGGCUCCUCUUAAAGUCUUCACUAAUCUUGCCUGGUUUACGCGUGCUUGGAUCGUUCAAGAAAUCGGAACUCAAGCACCUGCUACAUUAUUUUGGGGCACCGAGGAGAUUGACUGGGAAUUGGUCUUUGGCGUCUGUGAAGCGUUGGCCUCCUAUCACGGCCUUCGAAAACGAUUUGACAUCCAGACUUCAAAGGUCAGAUAUGUUUUUCAGCGAUUUGUCGAGCCAGAAUGGACAUCGCGCCAUGCCAAUCGAUUCUGCUUCAUCUACGAGCUCCACAGAGCCCGUCACCUACAAGUGUCGGACCCGCGAGACCGCGUCUUUGCGCUCCUGGGCCACUAUUCGAUCCGCCAAAGAAGUGGUGAGGGGCUGAGGAGUUUGAAAGCCGACUACACUCGAUCCGUCGAUGACGUGUACAUUGACCUGGCCGCCAGGGCAUUAUACGAAGAUGCCAAAUCAUUAAUCACGCUGGCUGCUGUGCAAUAUUCGACUUUGGAGCUUGCUGGCGAAUCGGCACUUCCAUCAUGGGUACCGGACUGGAGACAGUAUUCAUCUCAUAUCCUUUCGGAACCAACAUGCUCCCACCGCGCGCAUGGAGGCACAAUCCCAAGACUGACCAUAGAUCUGGCGUCACGGUCGCUCGUCAUUCACGGCAUCAUUAUUGACAGCAUUGCGAAACACUCUGCUGGCAUACGACCGAAAUCAUUCUACGCCGAUGGUAAUGUUGAGUCGACUACUGUAGAGACCCUUUGGAGAGACGUCUGUGGCAAAAAUAAGUUUGGAUUUACAGAUAUGUAUGUCAACGGAGAAACCGCCCUAUUUGCCUUUCUGCAGACGCUCAGCAACGGAUGCGCGACAUUAAAAUGGAACUUGAACUCGGAUCAUCACGCUGCGCCGGCCGAGACAUGGCUCGCCUAUGGGGCAGCCUACUUGUCGCGACUCUUUGCCGGCACGGAAAAGAUAACCGACGAAAUACAAGACCGUGGUUCUAGCGGGGAUGCAAGUCAAUGGAUACGUGCUGCCAACAGUGCAUCUACAAAUCGCUCCCUGGCCGUGACAGACAAGGGAUACUACGUUCUUGGGCCCAAGGUUCUGCGAGAUGGAGACAUGAUAUGCGUUUUAUUUGGUGGCAAAAUGCCAUUCUGCCUUCGGCCUCGCGAGGAUGGCACCUAUUACCUUGUUGGGGAGUGCUAUGUUCAUGGCUUCAUGGAAGGGCAGGCUAUUGAUGAUUUGCAGCAGGGGCGGCGUGACGAAGCUAAAUUUACGAUAGUAUAA